Malania oleifera is the source of this 3982-nucleotide messenger RNA. RefSeq names its product E3 ubiquitin-protein ligase WAV3-like. Lineage: Eukaryota; Viridiplantae; Streptophyta; Magnoliopsida; Santalales; Ximeniaceae. The transcript has 3 exons. Bases 441 to 2630 code for a protein of 729 amino acids. The record is from RefSeq and is a predicted model, not a curated record.
CUCUCACCCUUUUUACCACCCUCGCCUCAACUCAACUCAACUCUCCCCCAAAGGUCAAACUCCUCUGUCCCUCUCCCUCUAAUGGCGGCCAAACAGGAACAAGAACUAGGAGAGUAGCCACAGCACUCCUUCUCCGUCUCCCACCCUUCUGCGACUCGGUCGCUUCUUUGACAAACCCUUUACCAUUCUUCUCUCCUCCCUACAUAAACCUAACCUCCUUCCUCUCCUCUCCCAAAUCUCUCGGUUCUCGCCUUCUUUUCCUAAAACCCUCCAACCCUGCUGUUCUUUCUUCUCAUAUUUGAUCUCAGAACCCCCCAUCUGAAUCUUAGCUAUCACUGGGGGGGAAAAAAAGAGCAGCUGAAAUUUGGGCAUUUCUAGAUUUCCUUCUUUCUUUGGGUUUCGAGCAAAAAUUGUUGCAGGUUCAGGCUUCCCUCGGCGAAAUGGGAAGCAAAUGGAGGAAAGCGAAGCUCGCUCUGGGGCUUAAUCUCUGCGCUUAUGUUCCUCGGACAUUAGAGGACCCUCCUCCGGCUAUUGCCUCUAGUGAGAGAUUAUCAGAUGUUGCUCUCCUCUCUCAGCGCAAUUGGAAUCUUGACUCUUCGGGCCCGGGGAUGCCGGCGGCGCCGGUGUCGUCUUCGCCCAGCCUCCGAUUAUCGAAAAGCAUGAGCAGAUCCUCCAAGAGGACCUGCUCAAUAUGUUUGGGCACAAUGAAACGAGGAGAUGGUCAUGCCAUUUUUACAGCAGAAUGCUCUCAUUCCUUCCAUUUCCACUGCAUUGCUUCAAAUGUGAAGCAUGGAAACCAAAUUUGCCCUGUUUGCAGAGCAAAAUGGAAAGAAAUUCCUUUGCAGAGUCCCACUUUAGACCCUCCUGCUGGUAGAGCAAGAAUCAAUCCUGUAGAUUGGCCCCAAAAUAAUGCUUUAGUGACUGUCCUCCGCCGAUUACCUCCCCCUCGUUCAGAUUUCAAUCGGAACAUCAUGCCAACGCAUCAAACUCCUGAGCCAGGUGUCUUUGAUGAUGAUGAAAGCUUAGACAAGCCACCUGAAUCGACUGAAAGGACAUCUUCUGAAAACAAUAUUGCAAAUGACAACCUUGUUAGAUCUGUAGAGAUGAAAACAUAUCCAGAAGUUUCAGCCAUCACGCGGUCAAAUUCUUAUGAUAACUUUACUGUUCUGGUCCAUCUCAAAGCUGCUGCUGCUGCAGCAAUUUCAUGUCAAAAUUCUCUGAGAGACCAUCCUAAUUUUCCACCUGCAUUUCAGAGUCCCCGAGCUCCAGUUGAUCUCGUCACAGUGCUUGACAUCAGUGGCAGCAUGGCAGGUACUAAACUUGCAUUGCUGAAGCGAGCCAUGGGGUUUGUGAUACAGAACCUUGGGUCCAAUGACAGGCUGUCAGUCAUUGCAUUUUCUUCCACUGCUCGCCGCCUCUUUCCUCUCCGUCGAAUGUCUGAUGUAGGACGGCAGCAGGCAUUGCUAGCCGUUAACUCUCUUGUUGCAAAUGGUGGGACCAAUAUUGCCGAAGGCCUUAAAAAGGGCGUCAAGGUUAUGGAAGACCGGAGGGAAAAGAAUCCGGUUGCCAGUAUAAUACUGUUGUCUGAUGGGCAGGACACUUACACUGUCAAUGGUUCUGGUGGUGGCAAUCACAACCAACCAAAUUAUCGUUUGCUCCUUCCUGUGUCUGUUCAUGGUGGUGAUAAUACUGGAUUCCAGAUUCCAGUGCAUGCUUUUGGCUUUGGUGCUGAUCAUGAUGCUUCAUCAAUGCACUCAAUAUCAGAAACUUCUGGGGGAACCUUUUCUUUUAUUGAGACCGAAGCUGUAAUUCAGGAUGCUUUUGCACAGUGCAUUGGGGGCCUUCUGAGUGUUGUGGUGCAGGAGAUGCAAGUUGGGAUUGAGUGUGUGCACCCAAGUGUUCGCCUUGGAUUGCUAAAAGCAGGAAGUUACCCAAGCCGAGUGAUGGUUGAUGGGCGCACAGGAUUUAUUGAUGUUGGAGAUAUGUAUGCAGAAGAAGAGAGGGAUUUUCUGGUUUCUGUUAAUGUUCCAACAGAGUCCUCUAGCAAUGAAACAUCCUUGCUAAAGGUUAGAUGUGUUUACAAGGAUCCCUUGACAAAAGAAACAGUCACUGUGGAAAGUGAAGAAGUUAGGAUUGAGAGAACUGAAGUAGCUGGGCAAGAUGUGUUGUCACUGGAGGUGGACAGACAGCGCAAUAGGAUUCGAGCUGCGGAGGCAAUGGCACAGGCACGAGCUGCUGCUGAGCAGGGUGAUCUCACUGGUGCAAUUUCUAUCCUUGAAAGUUGUCGCAAGUUAUUGUCGGAGACAUUGUCGGCCAAAUCUCAGGACAGGCUUUGUGUUGCACUGGAUGCUGAGCUCAAGGAGAUGCAAGAGAGGAUGGCAAGCAGGCAUGUAUACGAGGCAUCUGGGCGGGCAUAUAUUCUUUCGGGACUGAGCUCACACUCCUGGCAGAGGGCAACGGCAAGAGGUGAUUCUAUCGAUGGUUCAAGCCUAGUACAGGCCUAUCAAACCCCUUCAAUGGCUGAGAUGCUCACUCGGUCCCAAGCUACAUUAUUGGGUAGCCCAUCUGCCCAGAGGCUUGUCCGACCACUAUUGUCUCUUUCAUCGCAACCAAAACCAAGGCAGUUUUAAGUUUUAGGAUUAGGAGUCACUCCAGUGCCCUUUUUGUUUUAUUUUGUUUGAGGUGGGGAUAAAUUGGGGAGAUAAGGGGAGAGUUUUGGCUUAUAUUGAUUGUUCAUGUUUUAUAUGAGUAACAUGUAAAUGAAUAAGAAUUGGGAAGGGAUGCAAAGAUAUUUGGUGGGGCCCGUAAGAGGAGCAGUAGGCAGGGUCACGAAAUUUUUUCCCCAUAUUUUAUCCUGUUUGUGUUGCUGUUGUUGUUGCUGUGGGUUGGUGUACAUAUUGAGAUGAUAUUUUUGUCGCAGUGAGAAGUGGGCAUAAAUCUGUAAUUGUUGGGAUAGUUGGGGUGGAAUCAUCACCUAAUAUAUGAUGAUAUAUACUUGCUCUUGAUUCUUUCCAGACUUCUGCUCUUCACUUCAAGUGAGUAUUUGUAAUUUAAUUUGCUCUCUCUCUCUCCCUCUCCCUCUAUUUUCAAGCUCAACAGGGGCGAACUCAUGCUUAAAAUCAUGAGAAUACUCGAAUGAUUGCAGAUAAAUGUACCAAACAGAAAGUUGCGUCUCCUCAAAUGAAUUAUAGGACCUUAAAAUUUUAAAACAGGAAGGAAAAGAAAAAAAGCAUAGAUGGAAUUAAAUGCCUUUUUUUCCACUAAGUUUCAAGCUUCCAAGCAGAGCCCCAAACAGUAAACCACAUACGUACAUAUGGUGUGUGUGUGUGUUGGUGGUUUUUGUCCGUCCCAAGAUAUUUUUCUUGCGGGAUUAGAAUGGUAGUUGGAAGAGGGCGUGGGCUGGUAGCAUAACACAUAGAGAAAGGAAGUUGCACCCCACAUAUCCUUCCCCCCCCCCAAUCUCUUCCACCUAUUUCACCACAUUACGUUUUCAUUUUUGGCGUUAAACCUCUCUGCGGCUCUGCCCCACAAUCUGCAACCGCUUCAAACCCCCCUAUGGAUCCACCUCCACCGUCUGAUGUACAACUACCACCGCCAGGUCAGCCUGAUGGAGGACUCAGCCGAUCCUUGCGAUUAUGGCUUUGGUUUCUCUGCUGCUGCGGUUUAUUUAGUAGUUGCUGUCCAGGUAUGUCCCAGCCAGGGCCAUCGCCGCCUCUCUGACAAGUGACAAUCCCCAACCUGUGUCGACUAAUUUCCUCACUUCCUUCUUUCGUACCAGACCAACACUCGUCAACGUGCAAAGAUCAAAAGCCCAUUUGAGCGUCUAAAGCUUUCUUACAUUUACCUCCACCACAUCCUUGUGGGACUGGAUGUUUCAACUUAUUGUAAUUUCGCUUGCAACAUUUUUUCCUUUGAAGUUCCUUCUUAAUUGUUUUGAUAAUUUAUCAUGAUGUAUUUCAAUGAUAAUUUUCCAGAUUCAAUA